ACCGCUCAUAGAUCGUCUAAUUGUUAGCUAAACACGACCUGCGUGCUGCUUGUGUCUCAAUGACAGAUACUGUGGUUUAAGAUGGUUAGAAAAAAACUCUACAUAGCACCUAUUGUUUGAUGUAAUAAACAAGGUAAGGAUGUAAAAGCACCGCUUCCUGUUCCGCUAAGUAUGUCUUAGCUUAGCAUGCCGCUGUUUUGUCAGGGCUAAUUUAAAUUAGUUUACUCGGACUUCGUAACCUCCCUUCCUUCACCACAUGUAUGUAACCAACAUUUAGAUACAGAUCAUGUAAAAAUAAAGACCUGUUAAGCUGGAAUACUGAUACAUUUUUAGAACAUGGCUUUUUCAGGUAAUGUUCAUACUGCGGUUUAAAAACCCAAGUAUAGAGAACUACAAAAACGACAAAACAAAAAUAAAAUUAAUAUGUCAAAACCUUUUACUGAUAAAUUGAAAUAUUUUAUGUGGUGGAAGAGCUGAGCUCACCAUCCCCACACUGAUGGUGGGAUCAUCAAGGUAUGGGGAUACAUUUUUCUGCAUUCAGACAAAUGUACUAAAAAGUGUUUUGUCUAAGAGCAAUCAUAAGAAAAUGAUAUGACAUUGCACUCAUUUUUUUUUUUUUUUGUAUGCUGGGUACUAAAACAAAACCCUUCUCUGGAACUUUUGGAGGAUUUCAGGGGGCUAUCACUCCGUAAGAGAUGCCAGCUGGUGUGUCGUGGCCGCGGUACAUCCGGAUGUUGGGAGCCAGUGUUCUGGCCAUGUUUGCAGGAGCGCAGGCCGUCCAUCAGUACUACCUUCCUGAUCUGAGUAUACCAGAAAUCCCACCAAAACCCGGAGAGCUUCAGACAGAACUGCACGGUUACAAAGCUAGAGAGGAAGCUGCUGCCGCCUUUCAGAAGCUUAAAGAAGGACAAAAUGUGGACUGACGGGGAAAUAUGUUUCUUUUAGAAGAAAUACUACUAUGUACCUUGGGACAGAGUCUCUUAUGAAACAACUGCAAUGGAUAUGUUGCUCUUUUGCCUUAUGUUGUACACAGACAAUAAAUCUUCAUGUCUGAAUGAAGCUGAGCCAAAGAGACCUGGAGAACAGAACCAUCGCAUCGCGGCUGCUCACCUGCAUCAUUUUUACCUCCAGCCUUCUUUCAUUUGACUGCGGUUUAAUCAGUUGCAAUCACACUUGGCUGUCUCUGAAUUAUUGUCACGAGCACAAUUAUCUUGAUGACCGUUUGUCCAUUUUAAAUGUUGCUUAUUUUAGAGAAGUGAUUAAAAGAGUUAAACGAUA
Messenger RNA from Xiphophorus maculatus (southern platyfish), 1278 nucleotides. It is a transcript of the gene c2h12orf73, whose product is annotated as chromosome 2 C12orf73 homolog. Gene Ontology annotation, biological process: mitochondrial respiratory chain complex III assembly. The transcript is spliced from 3 exons. NCBI's taxonomy places the organism in Eukaryota, Metazoa, Chordata, Actinopteri, Cyprinodontiformes, Poeciliidae. The record is from RefSeq and is a predicted model, not a curated record. Bases 696 to 923 code for a protein of 75 amino acids. Gene Ontology annotation, cellular component: mitochondrion.